ACGCUCCAGCACAAAUCUCUGAUUUCCUCCGCUUUCUCUGCAGCAUGGCAUCUGAAAUAGCAUUGCUGAGCGUUUCGGAUAAGACUGGACUGGUGGAGUUCGCCAGGCGUCUGGUGUCAGUGGGUCUGUCAUUAGUGGCAUCAGGAGGAACCGCCAAAACACUCAGAGAUGCUGGACUUGCAGUCAGGGAUGUAUCCGAGAUCACUGGAUUCCCUGAGAUGCUCGGAGGCAGAGUUAAAACCCUUCAUCCAGCUGUCCACGGUGGUAUUUUGGCCAGACAAACUCCAUCUGAUAAUGCUGAUAUGGAAAAACUUGGGUUUAGUCUUGUCAGAGUGGCCGUGUGCAACCUUUACCCGUUUGUGAAGACCGUUUCAUCCCCUGGUGUGACUGUGGAAGACGCUGUUGAGCAGAUUGACAUCGGUGGUGUUACGCUUCUUCGAGCGGCAGCUAAGAAUCACGCUAGAGUCACCGUCGUCUGCGAUCCAUCCGACUACAAUGUUGUGGCCAAGGAAAUGGAGACCUCUGAAAUCCACGACACCACAAUGGAAACCCGCAAAACUCUCGCGCUCAAGGCCUUCACGCACACCGCUCAGUACGACGAGGCCAUCUCUGAUUACUUCAGACGUGAAUACAGUCGAGGAGUUUCCCAGCUUCCUCUGCGUUACGGGAUGAACCCACAUCAAGCACCAGCUCAGCUCUACACUACACGACCAGCACUUCCGCUCACAGUGCUGAAUGGAUCUCCUGGCUUCAUUAAUCUGUGUGAUGCUCUGAACGCCUGGCAGCUGGUCAGAGAGUUGAGGAAGGCUCUCGGUUUGCCAGCCGCCACUUCAUUUAAACACGUCAGUCCUGCAGGAGCUGCUGUCGGCGUCCCGUUGAGUGAAGACGAGGCCAAAGUGUGUAUGGUGAAUGACAUGCUGCAGGAUCUCACUCCUCUCGCCACUGCGUACGCCAGAGCCAGAGGAUCUGACAGAAUGUCCUCUUUUGGAGACUUCAUCGCUUUGUCUGAUGUCUGUGAUGUUCCCACUGCCAAGAUCAUCUCCAGAGAGGUGUCUGAUGGUAUUGUUGCUCCUGGUUAUGAAGAGGAUGCGCUGCGAAUUCUGUCCAAAAAGAAGAAUGGAAACUAUUGUGUUCUUAAGAUGGAUCCUGAAUAUGAACCUGAUGAGGAAGAGGUGAGGGUGCUGUUUGGUUUACAUCUCAAACAGAAGAGGAAUGGAGCAGUCAUUGAUAAAGAGCUCUUCAGCAACAUUGUGUCAAAGGGAAAGCUCUCUGAGAGUGCUCUGCGAGACCUCAUCGUUGCCUCCAUCGCUGUAAAGUACACCCAGUCUAACUCUGUGUGUUAUGCUAAGGAUGGGCAGGUGAUUGGCAUCGGAGCUGGGCAGCAGUCUCGUAUCCACUGCACCCGGCUGGCAGGAGACAAGGCUGAUAACUGGUGGCUCAGGCACCAUCCAGGAGUGCUCAGUAUGAGGUUCCGCGGCGGAGUGAAGCGUGCAGAGAUGGCUAAUGCUAUUGAUCUGUAUGUCAGCGGCACAGUUGGAGAGGGACCAGAUAAAGAGGUCUGGAAGGGUCUUUUUGAGGAGGUUCCUGAGCCUCUGUCAGAGGUGGAGAAGAAGAAUUGGAUCAGUUCUCUGCAGGCUGUGGCCCUCAGCUCUGAUGCUUUCUUCCCCUUUAGGGACAAUGUUGACCGUGCCAAACAGAGCGGUGUGGAGUAUAUCGCUGCUCCGUCUGGCUCUACUGCUGAUGAAGUGGUUGUCAAGGCCUGCAAUGAGCUGGGAAUUACCCUGGUACACACCAACAUUCGUCUCUUCCAUCACUGAAAAUCACUACAAAACUUCAGCUGAAUUCAGAUAUGCUACCACAAGUAUACAGCUACUUCAGGCGUCUUUCUCUAGAUGUGCAUGCCCGCAGUGAGCUAGGAAUUACCCUGCUAAACACCAACAUCCGUCCCUUUCAUCAGU
Danio rerio (zebrafish) is the source of this 1958-nucleotide messenger RNA. It is a transcript of the gene atic, whose product is annotated as 5-aminoimidazole-4-carboxamide ribonucleotide formyltransferase/IMP cyclohydrolase. Lineage: Eukaryota; Metazoa; Chordata; Actinopteri; Cypriniformes; Danionidae. The record is from RefSeq and is marked provisional. Gene Ontology annotation, molecular function: IMP cyclohydrolase activity; phosphoribosylaminoimidazolecarboxamide formyltransferase activity. Gene Ontology annotation, biological process: purine nucleotide biosynthetic process; 'de novo' IMP biosynthetic process. Gene Ontology annotation, cellular component: cytosol.